AUGAUUCGCUAUAAGAACCAGGACUUUGCAACGGAGAUUAUCGAUACCGCUGGCCAGGUACUUGAGGAUUUCUUUCUCCCCGCAUCGCGUCGCGAUCUCCAUGCCCCACCAAAAUCAUGCAGCACCCACACCACCUUCGAGAGCAAGGAUAGUGAUGAAUACAGUAUCCUCAACUCGAAACACUUCAUCGGCAUCCAUGGCUAUGUGAUCGUGUACUCGGUCGCCAGCAAGCAGAGCUUCGAAAUGGCGCGCGUAAUCCGCGAUAAGAUUCUGAAUCACCUGAGCACAUGCAAAGACUCUAACCAUGUGCAACACCAGGCCGUCGACUGGGUGCCCAUUGUAAUCGUUGGCAACAAAUCCGAUCUCCGUCCCGAACAGCGUCAAGUCACGCCAGAAGACGGCAAAGCCCUCGCCGAAGAGUUCAAGUGCGCGUGGACCGAGGCCAGCGCGCGCUACAACGAGAACGUCCUCAAAGCUUUCGAGCUCAUAAUCUCGGAGGUGGAAAGGAGCCAGAACCCGAGUGAGCCCGCUGGCGGAAGCAAGUGCACCGUCAUGUAG
Messenger RNA from Parastagonospora nodorum SN15, 558 nucleotides. RefSeq lists its product as hypothetical. The record is from RefSeq and is a predicted model, not a curated record. The coding region runs from base 1 to 558 and encodes 185 amino acids. Gene Ontology annotation, molecular function: GTPase activity; GDP binding; GTP binding. Gene Ontology annotation, biological process: small GTPase-mediated signal transduction. Gene Ontology annotation, cellular component: plasma membrane. Lineage: Eukaryota; Fungi; Ascomycota; Dothideomycetes; Pleosporales; Phaeosphaeriaceae. The transcript has 4 exons.